This is a messenger RNA of Pieris napi, 2319 nucleotides long. RefSeq names its product BTB/POZ domain-containing protein 17 (gene Tango10). NCBI's taxonomy places the organism in Eukaryota, Metazoa, Arthropoda, Insecta, Lepidoptera, Pieridae. The transcript is spliced from 15 exons. Bases 365 to 1819 code for a protein of 484 amino acids. Gene Ontology annotation, molecular function: protein binding. The record is from RefSeq and is a predicted model, not a curated record.
GUCAUUUGACAAUUGAAUUAAUAUUACGAUUUACAUUUUACGACUUACGAGUCGACGAGCUAUAAAAAGAAAACAAUAAAAUAUAUUAUUUUAUUACUUGAAUGGAGCUUCAGUCAAUUCUGGUUAAUCAAUUAUCAUUUUCAUAUUUAUUUUAGACACUUCGGUAUAACAAUUAGAAAUCUUUAGUUGAGUAUGAUUCAAAACAAAUUAUAAAUAUGAGUUUUCUCACUGUGGAUGGGCCGAAACCUUCCACCAGUUCGGAAAAAAGUGAUUAUAUAGAAAAUGAGGAUCUUGAGUAAUCUUUCAGGUGGAUAACUCACAGAGUGUUUUACUUAAGAUUGCUAAUUUGUAUGCUGAGCAGUUAAUGAGUGAUUUAGUACUUGAAGUGGGAGGUGUUGAUUAUUCAGCUCAUAGGCUGAUAUUGUGUGCUAGUAGUGAAGUCUUUCAGGUAAUGUUAAUGAACAGAGAAUGGAAUGAGUGGCGUGAAAGCAAGAUAGUAUUGCAGGAGACACCCACAGCUGCAUCAGUCUUCCCACACUUUCUCAAGUAUUUCUAUACAGGACAAAUAAAAAUUUCUUACAACACAGUAUUACCUGUUCUGUCUUUGGCAGACAAAUAUAAUGUUAAGGACUUAGUGUCACUAUGUUUGGAGUACAUGUCCCAACACAUAGCAUUGGCUGCCAAGAAGGGACAAGUGAUCAAUUGGAUGCAGUACACUAUGGCGUGCGGACAUACCAAUGUUGCUAAGGCAUGUCAAAAUUUUGUGAAAUGGAACAUGGAAUGGGUGUGGGGUCAUGCAGAUCUUUCAGAGCUGGAGGAUGAAACCUUGCUGCUUCUACUACAGCAGAGUGAUCUAGUUUUGCAUAAUGAAUGCAGUUUGUAUCGGUUUACAGUGGACUGGCUGCACCGGCAGAAACAAAGAUUUAGUCACUCGGAGGAAAAUGCCUGUGAAUGGAAACAGCAUUGGGAGACACUAGUUACCACCGUCUUUUCACACAUUAGGUUCCCAAUGAUGUGUCCGUCUCAGCUGGCCAAGCUGCUGCUGUGCAGCUUGACGCAGGAGUACAAGGAGUUCUUCAUGGAGCAGAUGGCCAUCGCCAUGAGCUACCAGUCAGGUCAAAACGAGCGAGUCGCCGAGAUUCAAGAGAGCGAUCACGGCCGUAUGUUGUUCACUCCUCGGCUUUACACGGAAGAUAUUUGGGGUUCGAUUCUCGGCGUGGACAAUUUUCAUUCGCUGCCCUGCUAUCACACGCGCACGUUCAUAUUCUCGACGCGGCCCAGCGUGGUGGACGUGGCACCCGAGCGCCUGAGCGAGUGGACGGUGGAUCUGUACCCGAAGGGGGUCUGGUUCAAGAAGAGUAUGCUCAUCGCCUGGUCCGGGACUUACGAUGUCCCGGAAGUGGUCCUCCGCACGGUGCGCAUCUCCAUCACGUGUCAGAGCUGCCCCGACCCCGUGACGUGCGACUUCGCCUGCGAGGACGACGUCCGGGUGAAGGUGGGCGUGCUCGUGUGGGGCGUACAAAAUGGCGUCGAACACGUCGCGUCCGUGGUCGAGAGGAUUCAUCGCUUCUCAUCACAGAACAGGGUGCUGAACGUAGAUGGCGCUUUGGAUUUCGACGAAUUGAACACGCCCCUCUACACGCCGGCCGCGGCCGCCUCGCCUCUUAACAAACCAUCGGGGCGGUGUUUGAAAUGCACGGAAAAUUGUGACGCCCCGGAGCCCAAACAUUUGUUGGGCCCGAAUAGAGAUCAACUGCGGAUCCAAGUGGUGAUCGUGCCGCUGACCGACUUCUGUCACGUCUCUGCGCCGGAUGGAUGACCGCGAGCUCCGUCUCGCUCGCACAUAUGUCGAGCGAAAGAGAUAGCCAUAUCCGCGUCGAACGAUUGUAAUGCCACGGCGUUAAUCACUUAGAAGAUUCUGCUAUUUUGUUUUUACUUUUGAAAUUUUGUUAUGUAAUUAAUUAUAGAUACUAUUUACUUAUCGGGAUCGAAACAAUGUUCUAUGAAAAAGUUAGUUCAAAACAUUUACACAGUUACGGUUGCAUCUUAUUAGUUAAAUAAGAUUGUAUGUGUGCAUAAUCUAGUAUAGAACGUUGUUCUUUGACUGUGGAAGUUGACUUGGAUUCCUACGUUCUAUACAUAUAGCGACAGUGAUUGAACCCCUGAUGAAGAAUAAAUUUGUGCCAAAGGCAAAGACAAUUUGGGACUUAUAGUAUAAGAUCCCGAUAUACAACGACCUUCACCGAGAUGCUUAUUUAAUGAAACGUAUUUUAUAUUUAAUCUAAUAUGUCAAUAAAUAUAAUCCAUAUGGGUUGCCUA